Molecule: messenger RNA, 1640 nt
Organism: Arachis duranensis
Lineage: Eukaryota; Viridiplantae; Streptophyta; Magnoliopsida; Fabales; Fabaceae
Exons: 5
Coding region: 258-1640 (460 amino acids)
Biological process (GO): base-excision repair, AP site formation; DNA repair
Cellular component (GO): nucleus
Molecular function (GO): 8-oxo-7,8-dihydroguanine DNA N-glycosylase activity
Source: RefSeq, a predicted model, not a curated record
UGCAGGCUGGGACGAAGGGAUUUCUAAAAAAAAUUGAAAUUACAUAUUGGUAUCUCAAAAAAUUAAUAAUUGCACAUAUUUUCCCUUUACAAAAUGAGCCAUGAUUAAUUAAUAAUAGUAAAUCCCACCCACAUCAAGCGCUCUGCAAUUCUAACAAAGCUCCUCCGCAAGCGCCCGCCAUAUCGGCCACUCCCGGCGGCGCAACCACCGCAUUUCACAGCUCCGUUGCAUUGUUGAAGACUCGAACAACAAAAACAAUGCGGAAUCUCUCACCUUCUCAUUCUCCCUCUGAGAUCGAAAUGGAAAUUCCACUGCCAACCGCAACAACAGAGCCGUUCCGAUUGGAGAGAGCAGUAUGCAGCCAUGGCCUCUUCAUGAUGGCACCUAACCACUGGGACCCACUCUCCAACACUCUCACCCGCCCCCUCCGUCUUGAUUCCUCCGCAAACGUCGUUGUUUCGCUUUCUCAGCACUCUGAUCGCCCCGGUUUCCUCAUUGUUAGGGUUCGAGGCAUCAACUCCCUCUCUUCUCAGCAAGAACGCCACUUGAAGGAUCAGGUGGCGAGGAUGCUGCGUUUGUCCGAGGCGGAAGACAAGGCCGUGAGAGAGUUCACCAAGCUGCACUCUGAUGAUCGGAAUGGAAGCUUUUGCGGGAGGGUCUUUAGGUCUCCCACGCUAUUUGAGGAUAUGGUCAAGUGUAUCCUUCUCUGCAACUGUCAGUGGCCAAGGACCUUGAGCAUGGCUCAAGCGCUUUGUGAGAUUCAGUUUGAACUGCAAAAUGGAUCAUCCUGUGCAGGUGCAGAUUCAGGAAAUCCAAAAGUUGAGACUGAAGACUUUGUUCCAAAAACACCGACUACAAAAGAAUCCAGGAGGUCCAGAAAAAAGGGCAGGAAGUCUGGUGUUUCUGCAAAAGAAGAAAUGUUUCCUAGGAAGAGAUUAGAUUUUAGAGUAGAUGGGAGUUCACAAACAGAUCAUGUGCUUAUGACAGAUAUAGAUGACAGCGGUUCUCAUGGUUGCAAAUCUUGUGAAGUGACGAAGGAGCUAAGUUUGGAUGAUUCAUGCCGUCCGAAAGAGAUUUUUAAUCAUAUUGGAAAUUUUCCUUCCCCUAGUGAGUUAGCGCACCUUGAUGAGCUGUUUUUGGCAAAGCGGUGCAAACUCGGGUAUAGAGCACGUCGCAUAAUAAAACUAGCUCAAGCUAUUGUUGAAGGCAAAAUUCAAUUAGGACAGCUUGAAGAACUUUCCAAAGAUGCAAGCUUAUCCAGCUAUGAGGAGCUGGAUGAAUGGCUAAAGCAAAUUGAGGGAUUCGGCCCUUUUACUCGAGCAAAUGUACUUAUGUGCAUGGGAUAUUACCAUGUCGUUCCAACGGAUUCUGAAACUAUUAGACACUUAAACCAGGUUCAUUCAAGAAAUUCAACCUUGAAAACAAUUCAAACAGAUGUUGAAAAAAUUUAUGGAAAGUAUGAGCCCUAUCAGUUCCUGGCAUACUGGUCCGAAAUAUGGGACUUUUAUGAAAAAAGAUUUGGCAAGAUGAAUGAAAUGCUUCCUUCUGACUAUAAACUUAUAACAGCUAGUAAUAUGAGAGGCCAUGGGGAAGGCACAAGAAGGAAGAGAAACCCCCCCCAAAAAAAGAAAAAAAUUUGA